Molecule: messenger RNA, 248 nt
Organism: Ambispora leptoticha
Lineage: Eukaryota; Fungi; Glomeromycota; Glomeromycetes; Archaeosporales; Ambisporaceae
Source: the annotation of a GenBank genome assembly
ACUUGCUGACGGUCGAGGGAGAUCCCGGAGGCACUGUAUUUCGUUUUUCCAAUGUUCAUCCUGACCAAAUAGAUAACAGCCAACGUAUGAUUACAGUAAUUGGCCUUGUUAGUAACUAUUUUGGAGAAGAACUCAAUCAAGAUGGAUAUUCAAUUGUAACUUUAGUUCAAAGAGUUAGUAGAAUAUCAAAUGACAGCAAUGAACUUCAAUUUAAUCAUUUGGACUUUAUUACUAUUCAUAAUACGUAA